Plasmodium knowlesi strain H is the source of this 2799-nucleotide messenger RNA. Its product is annotated as tetratricopeptide repeat protein, putative. Gene Ontology annotation, molecular function: protein binding. The transcript is spliced from 6 exons. The record is from RefSeq and is a predicted model, not a curated record. Bases 1 to 2799 code for a protein of 932 amino acids. Lineage: Eukaryota; Apicomplexa; Aconoidasida; Haemosporida; Plasmodiidae.
AUGAUUACCGAUUCGGAGGCCCCAACGUACAAUUUUAACAGCGAUGAUGAAGCGCCCUGCGAGUACCUGAACGAUGUGUAUGCGAUAAGCGAAGACACCUUUUCAUUUAAAAUUAUAAAGCAGUUGGGGGAGGGAUACUAUAGUCCUGGAAAUGGACACAAAGUAAAAAUAAUAUACUACCAACUAGGUUCCGAGGAUAAAAUCGCUAGUUCUAACGUGUAUUUAGGAAAGAAUGACAAAUUGCCCUAUAUUUGCGAAAUUGCUGCAAAGUGUAUGAAGCCAAAUGAGGUCAGUAUCAUUCAGGCCCCAAAGCAAUUUACAAAAAUAUUUAGCAACUCUGAACGGAAGAACAAAUAUGAUAGGAAGGAAAACUUCAGGACGGAGUUUAAAAAGGCUUUGCGAUUUAAACAGAAAUGCGUAGAAAAGUACAUGAGCUAUUCCAUCGUGCCAACCUUGAAAAGAAUAAAAUUAAGUUCAAACGAUGUAAAAUUUUUAGUGCGAAAAAGGAAAUUAAAGAAGGAUAACCGGAAGGGAAAUAACGACGUGGUAGAAAGGAACGCACCAAAUGAAGAACUCAAAGGAGAAGACACACAAAAGUACUUUGAAUCGUUAACAUUAGAAGAUAUUAAUAAUGUAAGGUAUAAAAUUUUAAAGGAGGAAGAACUGAGCACAUACGUUGUGUACUUGAAAGAAUAUAAUCGAGUCGAGAUUCUAAAUGAUGAUAAAACCAUAAUAAAGGAAGUUCUUCGAGAAGGGAAAGGGAUCUUUACCCCCAAAAAAAAUGAUUACAUUGAUUUUUUUAUACAAGAUGGAAAAAAGGGAGAGUUUAUUCACACCACCUUGGAGGAACAUAAUUUAAAAUACAGAGGACUCUUCAAAAUUUUGCAAAAUAUGAAAAAAAAAGAAAUGUCCAAAAUUAUUCUUAAGGGUUUGGAAUGCCUCCAUAUUUACCACUCCUCGAAAAACACACACACAGAAAAAGAUCAGCCAAAUGGCCAGGAAAGAAAUCCAAACGGCCUGGAAAGAAAUCCAAACGGCAUGGAGAAUGACCAAAAUGGCGUUUGCAACGAUGAGAAGCAGAAGGAUAUCCUGAACGAGACAGAGUUGUUCAACAUUGAAGAAAAUCAAGUGAAACAAAAUCAUGGUGAAAUAAAAGUUGCAAAGAAUAUUGAUAUUCAUAUCAGAGACGAAUUAACCAAGCAGAAGAAGGAAAUAAUUAUAGAAUUACUGGACUUUAAAAAAUCCAAACUGGUUAAUUUUUCUUCAAUUAUCAACCUGAACAACAAGGAAAAGCUACUGUUUUACGUGUCAGAAAAUGGUAAAAAUAACCCUCCAAACAAACCAAUCAUUGACACCGAUUGCGAAUUGAUAAUCCAUUUAAGUAUCAAUAAUGAUAAGGACAGAACGAAAGGCAAAAAAAUUAAUUUGCCAGUUCAUUUUUGGAAGAACAAUGGCAAUAUUGAAAAACGAAAGGCCUUUUUUCUUUUUUCGUACGGGUCAUGUUUCACUGCUCCUCUUUGGUUUUAUGAAUGUUUCAAGGGGCUAAAGGAAGGAGAUGAAGUAAUCAUUCCUUUGUCAAAAAAUAGGAAUAUUUUUUCGGAGAACCAGUUCGCUUACCAUUUAAUUUUUGAGGAAUGUGAUCAGGGGGGAGAAGCACAACACAAACGACGCGGAGAAGAUCAAGAUGAGGAUGAUAUUGAAAGGAUCAAAGGAGCAAUGAACGGGCGAAAAAAGUGCACCCAAAAUGACAAUCACCAAAUAACAAAAAAGAACCAUUCGCGGAGGAAAUGGUCCAAAAAAAAGGACCUAAAAUUUGUCCAGUGCCUAAUUUCCAACCGAAACAAGGGCAAAGGCUUCUUUCUGAUAGAUGGCUUGAAGGAAAAUCAAGUGAAUCGUUUUUGUGAAGGAUUUUUUUCGUCGCAAAUGUCCCUGAUCGAAGGAACUCACAAUAAGGAGGAAUCGCUAGAAUUACCCUUUCAUUUUAACUCCUUCCAAAAAGUCAGGCGUAAAAAAUUUUACAAAAGUGUAGCUAAAAUUCAAAAAAAGGAAAAACUUAACAGGAUGAAGAAUCAGCUGAGUAGACAAUUUUACGAAGGUAGCCUCUCCAACGAGUGUAUGUGUAUCCCAAAAAAGGGUGAAGAGAAAGGAGAGAAAACUGAUAAUUUUUCAUUCUUUAAAAGAGCCCUAAAAAAUGUGUACUUUGAUAAAUCCUUUUACGAAAAAAAUGCCAUUUUAAAAAUAAAAAUUGUUAAACUUAUUUGUAAGAGGAAAGACCCGUGGAAUAUGAAUAUGCAAGAACAAAUUGAGUACCUAAAAAUUUACAACAAAAUGGGCAAUACCUUUAUGAAAAAAAAUUUGCCUUAUGCAGCCUCACUUCAAUACAUAAAAGGCUUCGAUAUAUUUCGCUUUUCCAAAAUUUACAAUAUAAUUUUUGAGGAAAAAAAAAUAAACAUGUCCAAUUUAGCUAGUGAUGACAUGACCAAGGAACUUGUACUACACAUGGAAAAGAUACUAACUAAUUUGGCUAUUUCCCACUACAAAUUAGGACACUACAAUGAAUGUGUUAAGUAUGCAGAAAACGCUGCGACUAUAAAUCCAAAAAAUGUUAAAUGCAUUUAUUGGAAACAUAUGGCAUAUUUACAGCAAAAUAAAUAUGACCAAAUUAUCAAAAAUUUAAACAAUUCUUUUUGCCUCAACAAUUUAACACUUCUUAAGUUGUACAACACCGCACGCGCUAUAAAGAAAAUACAAGACGCACAAUUUAAUUCACUUUUCUACGCCAUGUACGAUCAUAACUGA